Molecule: messenger RNA, 2300 nt
Organism: Macrobrachium nipponense
Lineage: Eukaryota; Metazoa; Arthropoda; Malacostraca; Decapoda; Palaemonidae
Product: techylectin-5A-like
Exons: 4
Coding region: 488-1537 (349 amino acids)
Source: RefSeq, a predicted model, not a curated record
GGGGAGGAGGAGAAGGAAGAAAGGUUGGCACAUUCCGAGGGUGCAGAAACCUUAAGGCGAUUAGAAAUCACGGAGAAUUGAAAACCACAGACGUCGGGAUAUACCAGACACACGACACAAACCACUCCUGGACUUUUCUGGCCAGUGCUGAGAACUGCGUCGGGUUAGCUCAAGUUAUUUUUUUGUAUAUAAUGUUUUACGCUCUCUUUGUUAUCUGUCAUCUGUCUUUGGAAAAGUGGUGCGCGAAACUGUCGAUAGCAAAAUAAUUUUCCGCGAAGAAGUAUUCCAUAUCUGUUUCAUAACUAAAAUCGUAAAGUUGAAAAAAGAAUUUUCGAUAAACGACUCGCCAUGUGAACAAUCCUGUUGCGAUUUUUUUUUAACUGAAUGAUGUUGAGGAUAUAAAAACAUUGCGCGCAUGAGACAGAAAUGAAAUACUGGAUGCCUCAUUGUUUUUGCAAGUGACUUCAUCAACUAACGUGACGAGAAGAUGCAGACUCUGGCGGCACUUAUUGUAUUGAUGGGGUUGGUCGUUGCAGGAAGGAACCAAGUUAUUUCAGACCAGGAUGGAAGUGUCACAGAGAUCAAGAUCAACGGGUCGGUAUCGUUGUCGAUCAAAACCGAAGGUGAGGUCACCGCCCUUCUGCUCCUGCUCACUCCUGCUGGCCACCAGCAGGUGAAAGUCAACAGUAACUGUAACACUCCUGGGGAUAAACAAGACGUUGCCAGGGGCGACGAAAGGGACGCCGUCCUCGAAUCGUCUACUAGGGCAUCUGUUACCAAGGCCAGGCCAGCCAAGGUCACCCUCAACGAUAUCAUUGCCCUUCGGGUCGUAGCUGAUCCUCCAGGCGAUACUGAGGGCAUCAUGACGUCCACGCCCUCACCUGUUCCCCUUGCCAGAAACUGCCUUGACCUCCAAGCAUCAGGAGAAGGGGAGAAUGGCGUCUACGUCAUCCACCCUUACGAGUGCUGUUCGAAUCGCUCGGCGAGGGUCUACUGCGACUUCGAAACCGACGGCGGGGGCUGGACGGUGAUCCAGAGACGGGGGUUGUACGCUGUCCAGGAGGACUUUUACCGUGGUUGGUAUUCGUACGUCGACGGCUUCGGGGAUCUGUCCCAGGAGUUCUGGCUGGGUCUCAACAACAUCCACGCCCUCACAAACCAGAGCGCCUACGAGAUUCGCUUCGACCUCGAGGACUUCGAGGGCGAGACCCGGUGGGCAAAGUACAGCUCCUUCCACGUAAGAGAUGCGUCCGCUGAUUACCGGAUGGAGGUCGGUGGCUACGCAGGCACCGCCAAGGAUUCCUUCACGAGGCACAACGGCAUGCCCUUUGCCACCAAAGAUCACGAAUCUGCAAACAAAUGCGCCUCGACGUACAAGGGAGCCUGGUGGUAUGCCAUCUGCCACGACUCCAACCUCAAUGGCCAGUACUUACGAGGUCAACACCCAUCUUACGCCGACGGGGUCAACUGGCGCUCUUGGAAGGGUUAUUACUACUCCUUAAAGUUCACCGAGAUGAAGAUAAGACCGAAGUUGUGAGUCUUUGUGGAACGAGGAACAUCGGAAAUAGAAUAUGUGAGUUUCUGCCGAACGGGAAACAUCUGGAAUAGAUUGUACGAGUUUCUGUGGAACGGGAAACAUCUGGAAUAGAAUGUACGAGUUUCUGUGGAACGGGAAACAUCUGGAAUAGAAUGUACGAGUUUCUGUGGAACGGGAAACAUCUAAAAUAGAUAGUGCGAGUUUCUCUGGAACGGGAAACAUCUGGGAUAGAAUGUACGAGUUUCUCUGGAAAGGGGAACCUUCUGAAAUAGAAGAUACGAUUUUCUCUGGAACGCAAAACAUCUGAAAUAGAAUGUAUGAGUUUCUGCGUAAUGGAAAGAAUCCAGAACAAAAUGUCUCUGGGUUUCUGGGGAAAGAUGGAGUCUUUGCAAGUUUCCAUGGAAAGGGAAGGACCUGGAACAGAGCAUCUCUCAGAAAUAGUCUUUUUUAGAGGUUCCCAGUGAGUGACUGCUGGUAUUUCAUGUCAUUUCUCUUUAUCUGCCUGUUCGCGUAUUCUCUUUGAUUUUUUCCCUUUUACUUCAUUAUGUGUGUUUCGUUCACGCAUCAGAUCAGUCUCAGACUGCUAAUGCUGAAGACUGAUAAUGGUAAAAAUCAUUCACAAAACACCAUUGACUGCAUAUUGCAAUAUCCUAAAAUCUGCUAUAAUGUUAUUUAUCUAUGACAAAUUGAUAGUAUAAGUAAUGAUGUUUUUCAAGGAAGAAUGAAAUACAUCACAGAUUCGAUUAUUUUAUUUUGGAUUCCG